AUGGACACCACGGGGGACCCCGAGGGGACAGAGGGACACCCGUGGGGACACCCAGACACCAUCACCCACGACCCUGUGUGGCCCUGGCACCUGUGCACCCAUAACACUGGUGACUCCAGUAGCACCAGCAACCCCAGCAACAACUCCAGUAACCCCAGUAACAGCAACAGCCCCAGCAGUAGCAUCACCAGUGACUCCCGUAGCUCCAGAGGCACCAAAACACCAGUCACCUCCAGUAACACCAGUAACCGCAGCAACAACAACAACAACAACAUCAACACCGACUGCUCCAGGAACUCCAUUAACCCCAGUAACACCAGCAACAACACCACAACACCAGCAAUGCCAGCAACUCCAGACACCUCCAGUAACACCAGUAACACCAGUCACUCCAUUAGCACCACCAGCAGCUCCCAGCAACUCCAGUCAUUCCAUAACACCAGCAGCUCCAGCAACCCCAAUAACCACAACUCCAGCAGCCGCACCACCAGUGACUCCAGUAACUCCAGCGACACCACCAGUAACACCA
Molecule: messenger RNA, 529 nt
Organism: Charadrius vociferus (killdeer)
Lineage: Eukaryota; Metazoa; Chordata; Aves; Charadriiformes; Charadriidae
Product: putative protein TPRXL
Source: RefSeq, a predicted model, not a curated record